Nicotiana tabacum (common tobacco) is the source of this 789-nucleotide messenger RNA. Lineage: Eukaryota; Viridiplantae; Streptophyta; Magnoliopsida; Solanales; Solanaceae. The record is from RefSeq and is a predicted model, not a curated record.
AUGAAGCCGGAUGGAUCAAUAGAAAGACACAAAGCAAGGCUAGUUGCUAAAGGAUACUCACAACUUAAAGGGAUUGAUUUUGCAGAAACCUUCAGUCCAGUAGUUAAAGCUAUAACCAUAAGAGUUAUUCUCUCAUUUGCUGUCACUUUACAUUGGUCCAUUAGGCAACUAGAUGUUAAGAAUGACUUCCUACAUGGACAUCAACAAGAAGAAGUUUAUAUGACUCAACCACUAGGCUUCACUGAUCCAAUUCGAGCUGAUUCUUCCUUAUUUACUCUCCAUGAUGUAGAAGGAAAAAUAUUACUCCUGUUAUAUGUAGAUGAUAUAAUUAUAACAGGAAGCAACUCAAGGCAGAUAGGGGAAGUAGUGCAAAAGCUGGGGCAUGAAUUUGCUAUGAAGGAUCUUGAACCCUUGAUUUACUUUUUAGGUAUUAAAAAGCAUGGUCUACAAGAAGCAGCUGGCAAAGCAGUUGAUCCCUCAGCUUACAGAAGCAUUGUAGGAAGCUUGCAGUACCUUACACUCACAAGACCAGACAUUACUCAUGUUGUUAAUCUAACAAGUCAAUUCAUGCAGAAUCCAAACAGCAUGCAUCUUCAGGCAGGAAAGAGAAUAUUGAUGUAUGUCAAGGGAACCAUUGAUCAUGGACUGAGAAUCAUAUCACAGUCUUCCUUCAGGCUGUAUGGAUUCCCAAGUGCAGACUGGGCAGGAUGUUCCAUUACAAGGAGGUCUACUACUGGAUAUAGUAUAUACCUUGGUGCAAAUUGUGUCUCCUGGUCAUCAAGGAAAUAG